AUGAUCAAGGCCAUGGAUAUUCUUGAAAUAACGGUGGAUGUAGGUGGGCAUCGUUCUUUGAGAAGAAAGUAGAUUCAUUGCUAGAAUGUUAACCUCAUUAUAUUUUUCGUAGCGGCAUCUGAAUAUGAUGAAGUCUUGUAUGAAUGCUGUGAUACCCGAUUGGAAGAAUCUAAAGCUUUAUUUGAGACAAUUGUUAACUGCGAAUGGUUCAAAAAGUCGUUAUUAAUACUAUUCCUUAACAAAAAAGAUUUGCUUGAGGAGAAAAUUGCGUAUUCGCAUUUAGUGGACUAUUUUCCAGAAUUCUAUGGUCCAAAAGCAGAUGCAAAUUCAGCCCGUGAUUUUAUUCGGCGCUCGAUUGUUGGCUCAAAGUUAGAUAAGUCGAAUAUUUAUUAUCAUUAUACCUGUGCCACUAACUUUAAGAGUAUUAAGACUGUCUUCUCUGCUGCUCAUGCGUAUUACGAAACCCGAUUAUGA
Drosophila innubila is the source of this 474-nucleotide messenger RNA. RefSeq names its product guanine nucleotide-binding protein subunit alpha-14-like. The record is from RefSeq and is a predicted model, not a curated record. Gene Ontology annotation, biological process: adenylate cyclase-modulating G protein-coupled receptor signaling pathway. Gene Ontology annotation, cellular component: heterotrimeric G-protein complex. Gene Ontology annotation, molecular function: G protein-coupled receptor binding; guanyl nucleotide binding; GTPase activity. NCBI's taxonomy places the organism in Eukaryota, Metazoa, Arthropoda, Insecta, Diptera, Drosophilidae.